CCUUCAUAAUUUUCUGUUUGCCUUUUUGGAGUAAAUAACGAGUAUUUCCAUGUGAGUGCAUACAGAUGAGGGCUGGGGAAGUACACGCCAUCGUGUAAAUCGUUCGCUUUCCCGUCUCACCGUGGCCCUGACAGGACCGAGAAUUCCAAAGAGGCGUCCAGAUGCUCGUCACCACGGUGGGAGCCUUCGCAGCCUUCAGCCUGAUGACCAUCGCCGUGGGCACUGACUACUGGCUCUACUCGCGCGGCGUGUGCAGGACUAAGUCCAUGAGCGACAACGACACGAGCCGCAAGAACGAGGAGGUGAUGACCCACUCGGGGCUCUGGAGGACGUGCUGCCUGGAAGGAACCUUCCGAGGAGUGUGCAAGAAAAUCGACCACUUCCCUGAGGAUGCCGACUACGAGCAAGACACGGCCGAGUAUCUCCUCCGUGCCGUGAGAGCGUCCAGCAUCUUCCCCAUCCUCAGYGUGGGGCUGCUGUUCUUCGGGGGCCUGUGCGUGGCCGCCAGCGAGUUCUACAAGAGCAAACACAACGUCAUCCUCAGCGCCGGCAUCUUCUUCGUCUCUGCAGGUCUCAGCAACAUCAUCGGGAUCAUAGUGUACAUCUCAGCCAACGCAGGGGACCCGGGGCAGAGCGACUCCAAGAAGAGCUACUCCUACGGCUGGUCCUUCUACUUCGGAGCGCUGUCCUUCAUCAUCGCCGAGAUGGUGGGGGUGAUCGCCGUGCACAUGUACAUCGAGAAGCACCGCCAGAUCCGCGCCAGGUCCCACUCGGAGCUGCUSAAGAGGUCGGCCUUCACCCGCCUCCCCCCCUACAGGUACCGCUUCCGCCGGCGGUCCAGCUCCCGCUCCACCGAGCCCCGCUCCCGGGACAUGUCGCCCAUCAGCAAAGGGUUCAGCACCAUCCCCUCCACCGACAUCUCCAUGUUCACCCUCUCCAGGGAUCCCUCCAAGGUCACCAUGGGGACGCUGCUCAACUCGGAGCGGGACCACGGUUUUUUACAGGUCCAUAACUCCAUCCCCAAAGAGUUCAAGGAGUCUUUGCACAACAACCCGGCCAACAGACGAACCACGCCGGUCUGAGGCGGGCUGGGCCGUGGGCAGGCUGCAUGGCAUCACCCUCGUGACGGUGUAACCUGUGAAACCCCGUUUUUAAGGACAAACCCAGAGGCUCCCCGUGCCCCCGCCCGUGGGGCUGGUUUUUCACUCCUGAAAUGCCACUGGCCAGGCCACGCCGCUGCGCCCGCGGUGGGAGUGGGACCCCCGGCGGGGAGGGGACGGGGCCACGCUGGGACCCCGGCCCCGGUGCCCUGCGGACUGAGCGGGGCUCCAACCAAACCCCCGGGACAGCGGCUUCCCGAGGUCUCCAUCGUUCGUGUGAUCAUAACCGCAGUGUUCCCGUAGCUGUGUGUCCAUGGAAAUGCUGGCGACAGCCCUGUCUGUGAGAACCCUUAACCCGGUAGUUACAUUUAAGUGGAAUCGCCUGGAAGUCCGGAGCUGGCAGCACUGAGUUGGUGCCGGAGCGAUGCUUGUGUUCCGAACCCCUUUCCCUGUCGUGCUGGACAGAGUGCUCGGGCUGGGUUCCUCUAUGGCGUUUCGUGCAUGCAUUAAAUAGCUUGGAAUUCAAUUUUGUCAUGUCGGGUUGGAAGAAACAUCCUUUUGCAAUUUUCUGUGGUCUCGAAAGGGCUUAUUUCCUUCCUUCCUUCCUUCCUUCCUUCCUUCCUUCCUUCCUUCCUUCCUUCCUUCCUUCCUUCCUUCCUUCCUUCCUUCCUUCCUUCCU
Molecule: messenger RNA, 1779 nt
Organism: Malurus melanocephalus (red-backed fairy wren)
Lineage: Eukaryota; Metazoa; Chordata; Aves; Passeriformes; Maluridae
Gene: CACNG3
Product: calcium voltage-gated channel auxiliary subunit gamma 3
Exons: 5
Coding region: 162-1082 (306 amino acids)
Biological process (GO): postsynaptic neurotransmitter receptor diffusion trapping; calcium ion transport; regulation of AMPA receptor activity
Cellular component (GO): postsynaptic density membrane; AMPA glutamate receptor complex
Molecular function (GO): voltage-gated calcium channel activity; channel regulator activity
Source: RefSeq, a predicted model, not a curated record